CUCAGGCCUGGCCGGACAGCGUGGACUGAACCCCAGGGGGCAGCCAGAUCCCCGGACAGAGCCCCCCCUCUGGCUGAGCACGAGCCGUGACUCAGCACCGCCAUGGACAUUGGCGGCUUGGAGACGGUGGUGGCCAACUCAGCCUAUGUGUCAGCCCGGGGCAGCGUGGAUGCCAGUGCGGCCUCCACUUUGCGGGACAAGAAGAUGCGGGCAAAACUGAAGCUGCCCCACAUCACGCAGUGUGAACACCUGAAGGACCAGAUGGACCUGAACUUCCAGAGCAUCUGCCUCCGGCAGCCCAUUGGCAAGCGGCUCUUCCAACAGUUCCUGGAGGACCAGGAGGCAUUCAAGGCGGCUGGCGGACUCUGGAAGAGCAUGGAGGAGUAUGCAGCGUCCGAGGAGAACGAGAGGACCCAGAAGGCCCAGAAGACUGUCAACCAAUUCUUUGACUCAGCCUCCAAGACCUUCUGCUCCUUCCUGGAGGAGAAAGUCGUCAUGAGGGUCAAGGAAGAUGCCAAGCAUGGGCGAGCAGACCUCUUCAAAGAGACAGAACAGCACCUGUUGAAGCACCUGGAGGACCAGGCCUUGGCCAAGUACAAGGACAGCUUGUUCUUUGCCCGCUUCCUGCAGUUCAAGUGGCUGGAGGGGCAGAGUGUGACGGAGGAGUGGUUCCUGGAUUUCCGGGUGCUGGGCAAAGGGGGCUUUGGUGAGGUCUGCGCCUGCCAGAUGAGGGCCACCGGCAAGAUGUACGCCAACAAGAAACUCAACAAGAAGCGGCUCAAAAAACGCAAUGGAUAUGAGGGCGCCAUUGUGGAGAAGAGGAUCCUGGCCAAGGUGCACAGCCGAUUCAUUGUCACGCUGGCCUACGCCUUCCAGACCAAGGUGGACCUGUGUCUGGUCAUGACCCUCAUGAAUGGUGGGGACCUCAGGUACCAUGUCUACAACGUGGAUGAGAAGAACCCUGGGUUCCCAGAGUCCCGGGCAGUUUUUUACACAGCCCAGAUCAUCUGUGGCUUGGAGCACCUGCACCAGAACCGCAUCAUCUACCGCGACCUCAAGCCCGAAAACGUGCUACUGGACGACGCAGGCCAUGUCCGCCUAUCAGAUCUGGGGCUGGCGGUGGAGCUGCCAGAGGGGAAGGACAAGACCAAGGGGUAUGCAGGGACACCAGGGUUCAUGGCCCCGGAGCUGCUGCAGAACCAGGAGUACGACUGGAGUGUGGAUUAUUUCACCCUGGGGGUGACGCUCUAUGAGAUGAUUGAGGCCAAAGGUCCCUUUCGUAGCCGGGGUGAGAAGGUGGAGAACAAAGAGGUGACCCGGCGCAUCCUACAUGACCCUGUGCAGUACUCAGAGAAGUUCAGCCCUACCUGCCAAGCCGCCUGCGAGGGGCUGCUGGCCAAGGACCCAGCCGGUCGCUUGGGCUUCCGCGACAACCAGUGCGCCCAGCUCAAAGCCCUGCCACUCUUCCAGAAGAUGAACUGGGGCCGCCUAGAGGCAGGUCUGCUGGAGCCACCCUUUGUGCCCGACCCCAAGACGGUCUACGCCAAGGACAUUGAGGAGGUGGGCGCCUUCUCCACAGUGAAGGGGGUGAUGCUGGAUGACCAGGACAAGGCAUUCUAUGAGGAGUUCUCCUCUGGCAACAUCCCCAUUCCCUGGCAGGAGGAGAUGGUGGAGACCGGGGUCAUCAGGGAACUCAACAUCUGGGGGCCCAAAGGCACCAUCCCCAGGGACCUCGACCACACCAUGCCCGCCAACAGCGUCAGCAGCAAAUCAGGGACGUGCCUCCUGCUGUGAAAUGGAGGAGGGGGGUGGGAACACACUUUCUGCCCCCUGGGUCGCCCCAGAGACUCAGCUACUCCCAGCCCACUAGAGACCUCAUGACUCCUACAGUGGUGGUCUCACAGCCACACGGGAUGAGGAGAAAACCCAGGAGUCCUGGAUCCCAGCUCCCCCUUUCCCCCCGCCCAACCCCCUAGAACCUCCCUCCCCUUACAGAGCUGUGGAAGGAAGUGGGUUUGGAAAAUUAGAGUGAGGGGGAGGAGUGAGACCCAGGACUCCUGGGUUCCAUUCUUUGCUUGGGGGGUUAGGGUGGUGGCUUGGGCUGGGAACCCGGACUCCUAGGUUCUUUCCCUGGUUCUGGGAGGGGAGGACUCCGGCCUCCCGUGUUCCAUUCUUGGGACAAGAAGUUUGAGGAAAAAUUAUACUCAUUGCUAUUCAUCAGCAUAACAUUUCAAUAGCACUUUAUCCCCCAUUAAGUAAUUCCCCUUUCAUUUCCUACAGUCAGGAUCCUCCCCGAUUUCACAGACAGCUGGGCGGGGAGGCAGGAAGGGCUGAUGGUCCCUCAGGGAUGGGACUGGAACCCUGGAGUCGUUGCCUGUCACCUCUAGGUCAACAGGUCCCGUCUUUGGACCAGAGGGCUGGGGGGGAGGGGUCAAUUCUUCGUCCCUUCCUGAGUCGUUUAGUGGUGGUCACCGGGUUCUAGCCCAUGACACAGCUCCAGGGUGGUCUGCCAUCCAGUUUGGUGUAUGUUCUUCUGCCGUUUGUCUGGCGGCAUGGUAGCUCCAUUCCCCUUGUCAUGAGUUUAGUAGCCAAUUUUGUAUAUAAUAAUAAAUGGGGUUGUGGUCACUGCAGAUGGACCAGCCUGCAGUUGGUCUUUAUCCUAGGCAUGCACAGGGAGGGUGGGAGGCACCUGUGUCGUGUGUUGUGGGUGGGCAUAGACAUAAACUACACAUCCAGCAGGGUUGCAAUCUCACACAAACUUCAGUCACCGUUGUACAGUCUCCUAAAACACACCCCACCCCCACUUCUACAAUCAUUCACAGAUAUGCAUUCACAGCCAAACAAGCUCUCAUUCCUGUAGCUAGUCAUUCAGAGAUAUAGUCACAGCCACACAAUUUGUUUCUCUCUCUCUCCCUCUCACUCACACACACCAUUGUCAUAGUUGAAAAGUCAUAGUCACAUACAUAUCUACAGUCAUUCUGUCAUAGACUCUUUACUACAUCCUCCUCCCACCACAUAAUUACAGUCAUUCACAAUUGCACUCACAACCCAUACAGUCUCUAAGUCUUCCCAUGCGGUACAUUCUCUCGCAGUUAUAAUCGCUUAAUCAACCCACCCCAUUACAGUCAUUCACAAGUACAGCCAUAAAGUCUUAGUCACA
Pelodiscus sinensis (Chinese soft-shelled turtle) is the source of this 3160-nucleotide messenger RNA. Lineage: Eukaryota; Metazoa; Chordata; Testudines; Trionychidae. The record is from RefSeq and is a predicted model, not a curated record.